Amoebophrya sp. A120 is the source of this 525-nucleotide messenger RNA. Lineage: Eukaryota; Dinophyceae; Syndiniales; Amoebophryaceae. The record is from the annotation of a GenBank genome assembly.
AUGGGCAUCACCCUGGCGGUGAUCUCCGGAUCCAAUUUUCUCGGCGUCGCGAAGUUUCUGCAAUUUCUCGGGCUGCUCGUCGCAGUGCACGGCUUGCCCGAGGCGUUUCAGAACUUCUGCAAGGGGUUUGAGAAAAUCAAUUUAGACCUCAGUGCCUUCGACGACAUUCUUUCCGGGCUACUGGACAAGUUCAUGCCCUUCGACUACCACAACCUUGGGAAUGCCGCUGCUGCGGAGGCGGGGUUGCCGGCAGAGGUGGGCCACAAGGUGAACUACCUCGGGAUGGACGUCGGGGGGAACAUGCAGGAGAUGGCCAAGAUUGCGAAAGAGUACAAGGAGCAGUUUGUCCAGUUUCGCGAGGAGAUGUACCAAUUCCGCAAGGAUUUCGCCGCACAAAGGAACUUGCUAUUGCAAGUUCUCGUGGUUCCCUUGCUGCUCUUGCUCGCCGUACUCGCCUUUAUGCUCCGCGCCGCCCUGCGGUUUCAGGGGGGGCGGACCGCGAGGAUGCUGGGAAAGGACUACGAC